UGCAGAGCACUGGCUGGCCUAGCUGUUACCAGUCCACACAGCCAGGGCAUCCUCUGCAUUUUGCCAUGGUUUAUGGGAAUAAAUUAAAUUUCUUAUGGACUUUAGGUUUCUAUCUGGUAGCCAGUCAAUCAUCUCCCAGCGUACCUUCCAUAGAGGACAAGAGUUUCAUAGAGGACUGUGUCACAGCUCACAAUGAAAUGCGUCGCACAGUCCAGCCCUCCGCGGCCAAUAUGAAAUACAUGACGUGGGAUGAAGGUUUAGCGAAGACUGCAAAAUCCUGGGCGAACCAGUGCAAAUUCGAACACAACAACUGUCCAGCAAAUCGGUGUCAUCCAACUUUUGCAUAUGUGGGAGAAAAUAUUUGGUUAGGUGGAUUAUACCAAUUUAAACCAGCAAUUGCUAUUCGUUCUUGGUAUAAUGAAAGCAUAUUUUAUACUUAUAGUAGUCAACGUUGUACCAAAGUUUGUGGCCAUUAUACACAGGUAGCUUGGGCCGAUUCAUACAAACUUGGUUGUGCAAUAACAAUUUGUCCUAAUUUUGGGAAUAAUGACCCUGCAAUAUUCGUAUGUAACUAUGGACCUGCAGGAAAUUAUGUAGGGGCCCGCCCUUACACUGAAGGAGCAUCCUGCUCUACGUGUGGAAAAGAAGACACUUGUGAAAACAACCUCUGCAGUAAGCAAAAAGGAAAAACUGUGAUUGAUGACCGCUCUUGUCUGUCCCCAACGACUACAUUGCUGAGACUUAAGUGGGUAUUGACAAUGGUCUCCAGUACAGCACUGCACAAACUGCAAAGGCUGCAAUAAACUUUGAGACCUGGAAAUGAAAUACGUGAAAGACUUAUGGAAUAUCCAAAUUGGAAUCCAAAGGGGCAAGCACCACAGUCGACAGCAUGUAAUCUCUUGUGC
Molecule: messenger RNA, 905 nt
Organism: Eptesicus fuscus (big brown bat)
Lineage: Eukaryota; Metazoa; Chordata; Mammalia; Chiroptera; Vespertilionidae
Product: GLIPR1-like protein 1
Exons: 7
Coding region: 66-803 (245 amino acids)
Cellular component (GO): extracellular region
Source: RefSeq, a predicted model, not a curated record